GGAUUAUAAGAAUUUAUCAUUUUCAUUAAAUGGUGAAGAGCAAGCAUCAUUAAUUCCUCUUAAUAUAUGCCUUCCUGUUGAGCCAACUCCUUUAUUUUAUUAUACUUCUUUUACUCGUUG
Molecule: messenger RNA, 120 nt
Organism: Racocetra persica
Lineage: Eukaryota; Fungi; Glomeromycota; Glomeromycetes; Diversisporales; Gigasporaceae
Source: the annotation of a GenBank genome assembly